UACCGUAGUCCUUCGAGUCGCAAAUAGCAACGUCAUACCCUGCCUGACAGGAGGCAUGUGAGCCUAUCACCGGUCCCCGGUGUCAUCACGCUGCUCUCAUCACCAGCACAAAUAAUCCGCCCAUGCGCCUCGGCAUCGUCAAUCGUUAAAGCUUCGAGUAUCUUUCUAUCGUUUCUUUGAAAUAACCUCAUCAGGGGCAAGUACGACGCACUAAUCGCCCUGGGUUUUGGGUAAAACGCAAUCACAAGUCGGCAGCCGAAAACACUCAUUCGUCUACUGCAAUAAGCGUUCAUACUGGCUCAUUUAUAUGUCCAGAGAAUGAUUGGGACUUCGUUCCCGGAAUACGUCUUCAUCCGGAUAAACAUAUUUCUUCUACAGUAUACAACGCCAAUAUGUCUAGUCUAUCUUCUUGCAUUGAUCACCAUCAAGGGUGGGGGAGUGAUCCUAUCUUUGUCAGGCACAAUUGCGAUUGGGUACGCCAUCGCUGACACCAUAUACGCGCUGUUCAUCUACUACCCGUAUAAUCGCCGUCUCAAGCAUGAAGCUGAACAUCCUCCUCUCUUGCCCCGCACAGAACGACGGGAGCUCUUCUUACGGUGUCUCGACAACAUUCCUGACAUUACCAGCUAUCUGCGGAAUUGGUUUCUCGGGGCCAACGCCGCCGAUAUUCGACAGGAAAAUGUACAAGAGUUUCUCUCAUGGGCUUUCUUCGACAGACAUCCAGGCAAUGAGACCGCCGCAGAACUUGAAGAGCUCGAUGAAUACGUUGCUGAAGUUGAAAAGCGCAUGGGCCAUCAGCUGCAGCCGGGGAGGGGCAAAGCACGAAGUCUUCGCUUGACGCUCGAUGAGAUCGAGGUGCGAUAUAGAAGCGUUAUAUGGUACUUCAUCGUGGGCGUGGUUGAUCUCUCCACCCACUUACGGCUAUUGCGUCACGGGUUCCGGCAUUAUGCACAACCCUCACACUUGAUGAUCCCUCUACGCCCCCAGUCUAUCUUUACCACGCGGCAGUCCGUCUCUAAACUGAGCUAUAUGUAUCGACCGCACACAUCAAGAGACAAACUGCCACUUGUUUUUCUGCAUGGGAUCGGUAUUGGUCUCUGGCCAUAUACACAGUUUUUAUCGUUUCUCAACGAAGCCUAUACCGAUGAUGAUCAAGUCGGUAUCAUCGCGCUGGAGUACCUCCCAGUGUCCGCACGACUGACGAGUGCACCUCUGAGCCAAGCGGAAUUUCUCUCGGAGAUCUCACUCAUCCUAUCCUCACACGGGUGGGAUAGGUUCGUCGUUGUCGGUCACUCGUACGGAACAGUGCUGGCUACCCAUAUGCUGAAAUCACCUAGUCUGAGCCCACGGAUACAAUCCAUCAUCUUGAUUGAUCCAGUCUGCAUCUUGCUACAUUUGCCUGAUGUUGCAUACAACUUCACAAGACGUAAGCCGCGUGGGGCCAACGAGUAUCUACUAUGGUACUUCGCUAGUAUGGAUCCAGGCGUAGCACACUGCCUAGGGCGUCAUUUCUUUUGGAAAGAUAACAUCGCUUGGAAAGAGGACUUGUUAGGGACCGUGGGGCAGCUAUCUAAUAGUGAAGGGAUUAGUAGCAUGACUUCGUCAAAGGAAGGGCAUGCACGCAAGGUGAUGGUAUGUCUCGCGGAGGUAGACUUGAUCGUCGACACGAAGACAGUCCGACAGUACCUCCUCAACGAUGGAGAUUGGAUAUCUGUAAACAAUGCCCCAAAUAACCCAUCUAAUACGCGAACUCUAGCAGAUAAUGUUCGAGUAACUCACUUCGAGCGAAACGGUAUCGAGGUGGUAUGGUUCGACGGACUCGACCAUGCACAAGCCUUCGAUGGGAGGGACAGCUCAGCGCAUCUCGCGGCCAUCACUCGCCGUUCUUGCGCGCCGAGUGAGCGUUAAUAGAAUAGAGAACACCUAUCUAAUCUAUGAUCCAAGAUAAUAAUGAUAGACAGUAAAUGUAGUAAUGAGAAUAUCCUCAUACCUAGAAGCCCAGAUGCUGUUUUACAAUCGCUUUGUGUCCAUUCAUUUCACUCAUCCAGUCAUAUCCUCGCCUCACGUGACACUCAGUCUGUAUCUGCUUUCACUCUAUCACCAUCCCACCCUGUCAAGUACACGACUACCGGCUCGGG
Messenger RNA from Xylaria bambusicola, 2138 nucleotides. RefSeq lists its product as uncharacterized. The record is from RefSeq and is a predicted model, not a curated record. The coding region runs from base 319 to 1908 and encodes 529 amino acids. The transcript has a single exon. NCBI's taxonomy places the organism in Eukaryota, Fungi, Ascomycota, Sordariomycetes, Xylariales, Xylariaceae.